Molecule: messenger RNA, 1446 nt
Organism: Colletotrichum aenigma
Lineage: Eukaryota; Fungi; Ascomycota; Sordariomycetes; Glomerellales; Glomerellaceae
Gene: mrr1-0
Product: Citrinin biosynthesis cluster MFS transporter mrr1
Exons: 5
Coding region: 1-1446 (481 amino acids)
Biological process (GO): transmembrane transport
Molecular function (GO): transmembrane transporter activity
Source: RefSeq, a predicted model, not a curated record
AUGCCGUCGACCCAAGAGCCUAUUCUUGCAGAUGUUCUCGAUCUCGAAGAGGAAGCUGAGUUUGAAACUCGCGUCUUCGAGAAGAUCCAAGGAGAUGAUUUCAUCGUGGACUGGAAUGGUCCCGACGACAAAGGCAAUGCCCAGAAUCUGCCCAAGCCGCGCAAGUGGCUCGUCACAUGGGUGCUUGCCCUGUAUGUGUUGUCGACGACCUUCUCGUCAUCCGUCUUCAGCGCUGCGGCAGCAGUGACCGCAAACGAGUUCGACACUACCGUUCAGACUAUGGUGUUUGGCGGGACAUCGCUGUUCAUGCUCGGGUUUGCUGUUGGCCCAAUCAUCUUUGGGCCACUAUCUGAGCGCUACGGGCGAAAGGGUCCUCUAGUAAUUGGCUAUGUCUCCUUUGCUCUACUACAGCUUCCUGCAGCCAACGCCCAGAGCCUGUUCACCAUAUUCGUGGCGCGCUUUCUCCAGGGAGUGUUUGGUGCAGCACCUUCUGCGAUCUUGAGCGGCACUCUGGCUGACAUCUGGACACCAAAGCAAAGAGGUUUCGCUAUGCCAUGUACUGGAACCUUUCUGAUGAUUGGACCAGUGAUUGGACCAAUGACUGGUUCUGUCAUUGUCCAGAGCUCUUUAGGCUGGCGUUGGAUAUUUAACUUCACCGCCAUCGUUACUCUUGCUAUUGCAGCGAUCACAUACCCUCUCUUGACCGAGACCUAUUCGCCAGUUCUCUUGGCUAAGAGGGCAAGACGCAUGCGUCAUAUGACACGCAACUGGGCGCUCAGGGCAAGAUCAGAGGAACAGGAUAGGAAUAUCAAGGAUGUUGUAGAGAGCUGUCUUUCUCGGCCCGCGAAGAUGCUUGUCCUGGAACCCAUUCUUCUUCUGAUGUCUACCUACAUCUCCGUAGUGUUCGGCCUCAUGUAUAUCUUCUUCCUUGCCUAUCCGAUGUCCUUUGCUAACGAGCGACACUGGGACUCUACCUCGGCUGGUCUUCCACUCCUUUCCAUCCUGCUUGGAACCAUCAUCGGGGGUGCUCUCAUCAUCCUCACGGUCAACACAAACCUGUCCCCGGACCCUAAGGCCGAUAGACCACAGGAGAACAGGCUUCUCCUAAUGAUGCUUGGCUCCGUCUGCCUGCCGGUCGGAAUGUUCUGGUUCGCCGCCACAAGCUCGCCGGAGACGAGCGCAACUCAGCAGAUUAUUGCAGGUGUGCCAAUCGGCAUGGGCAUCAUUCUUAUCAACAUGCAAGGAAUGAACUACAUAGUCGAUUGCUACGGGCCAUUCUCCAACUCUGCAAUCUCGGCAAACACUUUCAUGCGGUCGCUUUUUGCGUCCGGCUUUCCGGUCUUCGCGACCUCUCUUUACAGUUCUAUCGGUGUCGCACGAGCAACGUCGUUUUUGGGCCUUUUCGGCGUUGUUCUGGCGCCCAUCCCGCUUCUCUUUUUCAAUUAG